This is a messenger RNA of Oikopleura dioica, 1722 nucleotides long. Lineage: Eukaryota; Metazoa; Chordata; Appendicularia; Copelata; Oikopleuridae. The record is from the annotation of a GenBank genome assembly.
AUGAAACGUACUCGUUCAGCUAAGAACAAUCUUAUUUCCUCUGAUAAGGGUUCAGCUGCGGAAAUGAUGGAGACAGAGAAUGAUGAGAAUAAACUGUUUGAUGGCGAGAAGAAAGUGUUGUUGAAUGAGUUCCAUUCAGCCGAGCAAAACGAACUGAACCGCCACGUGAUGAUCCAUAAAAUUCACAAAGACACUACGACUAACGAAAUCCGUGCGCUCUUAAAAGCUCGGGACAUUCAGUUUGCGAAGCUUUACGUAAAGCAAAGAGAUAAUGGAAGUCAAUAUGCUUUUAUCACGCUCAGAGGAGGGCAAUUUGCCUAUGAAGCCUGUGAAAAAUUCAACGUCAAUGCUCCUACUGUCAACGAAGUCCAACUGAAGCUAUCCAUCGCGAAAACACGAACGAAGAACAGCAAAGGAAAGCAAAUUCAAUUUGGUUCUGUUGAAUUCAAAGUCGACAACGCGACCGUAGAAGCUGUCAAAGUCGUUGUCGGGGGCUACGAUGGUAACCUUGGAUUCACUGUUCUUCCUGAAUUGACCAAAUGGAAAGCUAACCCAAGCAUAGAAGUUUGGGACUGGGCUUAUGAUGCGCCUUAUGUUUAUGAUGGCAUUGUAAAGUUCGAUAAGAAACGACCAGAAGAGGAUGAGCUCUAUCUAUUGAAUGAUUUCACCGGUGUUGGACCCCUUGGACCUGAAUUAACCAACAUCGUUGUUCGUGUGAAAUGCGUUAAAUCGACCCCGAAACACGUAAUUUUCCGAGACCUGGACUCUGGAUACGAACACAAUAUCGAAAACUAUCGUGGCGACAAGUAUCCUCUUCGAAAAUGGGCGAAAUACGAGUACUGGUAUCGGGAUAAAGUUGUACCAACGGGCGCGAAGGUGAAAUUAUUCGGAGUUGAAAAAUCUUUCUCGGCUGAUAAGCGCGCGCUCGAUCAGGAGUUUAAGAAGAUUGAAAACAGGGUGUUGAAAAUGCUCUGCUAUGGGGUUGAUAAGGAUGGAUUGCUACACGUUGACUUUGAGCUCAAAGAUGGUAGUCUUUUAUUGCAAGGACUUGUCAAGAGGGGAUUGUUGGAGGUCGUUGAAAAUGCUUCAGACGUUCUUGAGCCGUGUGCGGACAAGCUGGAUGGAGUUUAUCGAGAAGAACAGUUCGCGAUCUUCAACCAGGCUGGCUUCUCCCCUGGGGACAUUAUAUCUGGCCGUAUUGUUCACAUCGAUGCGAGUGAUAUAAAAUCUAUUUAUAUUCAAACAGAUGAGCCGAAAAUAUUAAAGCGACUCACGGAUGAGCUGCAAGUCAACAUUACAUAUGGAAAGGAGUUUCUCGAGAGCUCGGAGAAGCUCGAAGAAGGAGAUGUCUGCCUUUUCAUCGCAAAAUCGGCGAAUGGCAGACCACGGGCGAUGCGUGGUGAAAUUCAAGAACGAACAGAGACGUACUUUUCUGUGGAAGCGAUUGACCACGGAUUUUCGAUGAAUGUCAAGCACAAAAACUGCUACAUCCUUCCCAAGGAAUUUAAAGUUGUCGAGCGGCAAGCGCAAAAUGUCAUCUUGGCAGGAGUGCAGAUGGAAGGCGACUCGAAUGAGGCAAAAGAGGUCUUGAAUGCGAUAAAAAGCGAGAAGACAUUGCUUGAUUUUCAAUUUCUGACGGAAAAGGAAGUUUUCUGUCCGAUGCUUCAAGAAAAAAUGAUUCUCAACGGGGUGAAACCUUCAUUUCUUCCAGUAAACCGAUAA